AUGCGACCAUGCAAGCUGACCCCGGCUACAGUGCUGUCUGCAUAUGCUCCGGACCAGCUUCCGUCUACCCAUCAUGCCAAAGAAGUGACCAAGGUUGCCCUGCGACUAAAAUAUCAAAUCGAACAGGUCAUCCCCUGUGAACUGGAAGAGAGUGUCAUCAUCGACCCCAACAGUCGCAUCAUCACCGCCGAUGUAGUCCAAACCGCAAGACAGGCAGGAGGCGAGGAGCUUCAGGCUUGCGUUCUGUUCUGUUUGCUUGUAUGUUUACGGUGGUUCAAGAUCGAAGCUACCAAGGAACUCUGGGACUCGGAUCUCCAUGAACGGCGGGCUCUGGCGUGUGAGGUCAUCGCGAAGCGCAUCAUUGAAACCGAAGCUAACCAGGAUAUACAACUCAUGGAUACCUUGCUGAAGCGAUACUCUAUCUUUAUCGAUGGCGAGGAGACCAUGCCGGCUAAUGUUAUUGAGCGCGCGGUCGACCUUCAUGCACUACGAGUCAUCGGCUCCUCCGGGUACCAGAAAUGCAUUCGGUAUCUGUGGAAUGGUUGGUUCUGUCAACAGGAGGGAAAUCCGACCAACUUUGUGCCUUAUCAUGAGCGAGAUAAUAUCAAUUUCUCGGUCCACUUCCAUCCCGACCGGAUGCGGACUCCGCAGUACCAGAAUGUCUGCCAGAUCCUCUUCUCCGCAGUAUACCUCAUUCUGUAUACCCAGGUGAUCAACACGGUCAAUCCCAGUGGGGAUCUCGAUGUUGUCGAGGGCAUUCUCUAUGUCAUGAGUCUUGCUUUUAUCUGUGACGAGCUGACCAAACUAUACAAGAUUGGCUGGCUCUACUUUGAUUUUUGGAACGCGUUCAAUUCGACCCUAUACAGCAUUCUCGCAGUCUCGUUCUUCCUGCGUGUCGCAGCCUUUUCACACUCGUCCUCGGCCGAUGACGAACAGCGACAACAGCUCAACGAGCUGAGCUAUAAUUUCCUAGCUCUCGCGGGGCCGAUGUUCUGGAUGCGCAUGAUCCUUUACCUGGACUCCUUCAAAUUCUUCGGCGCCAUGUUCGUGGUGCUCAGAGUCAUGAUGAAGGAGAGUCUGAUCUUCUUCGCUCUUCUGUUUGUUGUUCUGGUGGGAUUCUUUCAGGCCUUCAUGGGGAUGGCCCAGGUCGACAACGACCUACCGGUCACUAGAGCCAUUAUCCAGGGCAUGGCGAAUAGCGUAAUGCAGAGCCCGGAAUUUGGCAUCUUCGAAGACUUUGCUUUCCCGUUUGGUAUCAUCCUUUACUAUCUGUUCAACUUCAUCGUUAUGACUGUUCUGCUGAACAUCCUGAUCGCCCUAUACAACAGCGCAUACGAAGAUAUUUCCGGGAACGCAAUCGACGAAUACAUGGCCAUCUUUGCACAGAAGACAAUGCAAUACGUCCGCGCCCCAGACGAGAAUGUCUUCAUACCGCCCUUUAACCUCCUCGAAAUCAUCUUCCUCGUCCUCCCCUUCGAAUGGUGGCUUCCGCGCCACCGCUACGCCAAACUCAACGACAUCGUCAUGGGGGUUCUCUACUCGCCUCUGCUCGUGGUAACUGCCUUCCUGGAAGUCCGCGAGGCGCGCCGCAUCCGCUGGAAUCGACGACGCGGGGAAGACGACGACGACGAUGUCCAGGAGUGGGAACAUGCAGCUGAACAGGUGGAUUUCGAACUCGACGAGGACUGGCGGCAGGUCGUGCAGGAUACAGCGCCGGUGGUGCAUAUGGAUCCGUGUAGUUUGGAGAUCGUGCAUUUGAGGGAGCAGGUUAGGGAAUUGGCAGAGUUGGUGAGGGGGUUGACGGAGGAGAAACAGGGGAGGGGAGGAUUGGGGAUGUUGAAUGGGGAAUCUUGUUCGACGAUUGCGGAGAGGGAGGAGGGAGGAGGUAGAUAGGAAGGAAGGAAGCAAGCUUUUGCUUUGUUUGGCUCUGCUCUGCGCUGAUCAUGUUCCUCUCUCCGUUGGUGCGGCUAUCUCGAUAUGUGAUUCCUAUUACCCGCGGAUAUGUACUUGGCUGUUGUCUGUCCUGUCUGUGUCUCAUUUAAUUUUGUGCAUAUUCGCUUGCAUUUUGUCUUAUCUUCUCUUGUCCUGUCUUGUAUAUCUGUUGCACAAUCACUUGAUCCAGUUGGGAGCGAAGGAUCAUCUUCUGUUGUUGCUGUGUUUGUUUCUAGGUAUAAAUGCCAACAGCCCAUUUAACCAAGAAAGCAAUGCAAAAGGGCAAAAGGAAAUGAGCUGCUCCUUUUUGUCCGCAACGGCGCAAAGGCAACGCAGACUAGACUAGACUACCCACACAGACGGAAAGA
This is a messenger RNA of Aspergillus melleus, 2300 nucleotides long. It is a transcript of the gene yvc1, whose product is annotated as putative potassium ion channel Yvc1. The record is from RefSeq and is a predicted model, not a curated record. Lineage: Eukaryota; Fungi; Ascomycota; Eurotiomycetes; Eurotiales; Aspergillaceae. The transcript has 4 exons. Bases 1 to 1893 code for a protein of 630 amino acids.